GGGCGCUCACUCGUGCGCCUGCUCUCCGCUCCGCGCACAAAAACAUCAAUGGUGGACUUGCAGUGGUGCGGGACGGGCGUGCGGGGCGUGUUGCGUGCGCGAGUGAGUGAGUGAGUGAGUGUGACAGAAGUCUCGUCCUGCUCGUGCGAGCUGCAGCGGCCGCGGCCCUCGUCCGAGCUAUCUGCGCUCAUGGACAACGCCGCAAGAUGAAGAAAGAAGAGGAGUCAUGACCUUGCACUGGUGGCAGCACUGGUUCUGGAUUACGGGCAGGGCGCCUGUGGUCGGCGCGCUGCUGUGCCUGCUGCUGACCGCCUGCGAUGUCCGGGGGCAGCUGCCGCCCUCGCUGGAGAUCGCGGGCCCCACCGCCCUGGCCAUGGCCGUGCCGGUCCCGGUGGCGCCCUGGCUAGUCGCCGGGGGCGCAUCGCGCAGGCUUCUAGGGUUCGCGGGGCAGACCCAGGUCGAGGACGGUGCCGUGCCCGUGAGUCCCGGACCUCCAGAGCCGAGUCCAUCGCCGGACCCGGAGGUGUCCUCGGCAACCAUCACGUACCUGACGACCCUCGACCCCGGGCAGGGGCCCGCGGAAGCCCCGCGUACUCGUGCUAGGGAGCCGAAGGCCAUUGGCGUCCCCCCGGCCGUGCUGCGCGCCGUCCCGUCGACCUCGACCGCGCCACGGCCGCGCCCCGCCACCAGCAUACUCGAGAUCGUGGAGGAACUGUCCGCCGACGCGGGGACGGCCUCGCCGUCACCGGAGUCACCGCCAGUCUCGCCGCACGCCCCAUCGCCGUCGUCCACCACCACGGCAGACACAGGUGCAGAAGACGAGGCCGCCGGCUUCGUCGACGUCGCUUCUUCGGCCGAAAUGCCAAACGACGAGCCGGCCAGGGCCUUUGCAGCAACCUCCACGACAACGGAGUCACCAGAAUUGGACAGCGCCUCCUCCUCGCCAGCGCCGAGCCCCACUGCCGGGCAGCCGGUGCAGGUCAUGUCGCUGACCACUGCCCCUGCAGGACCGAGCGUGGCAUCGGUGCCGUUGGACUCGAGCUGGCCGGCAACCCCCGCCGCGCCGAGCUUCGCCCCUAGCACAACCAGCACCACAACUUCCUCCCCCUCGUACAUCACCAGCACCAUCACCACCAGCACCGGCGCCCCAGGCUCCCAGUCCGACCCGGUUGUCGUCCACCCGGGGGUGAGCGUGCCCAGGCGGUCGACUGCCGCCCCCGCCGAGGCCGCCACCUCCACGGAGUACUUCAGCACGGUGGAGCCCCCCAGCGUGCUGCGCUCGGCGCCAUCCACCCUCAGCGUGUCCAGGCAGCAGCGGCCCGGGUCUGGCGCCGGCCCGGGCGCCAUGUCGCUGUCUGCCGGCGGCGGCCUCGACGCUGGCUCCAUCACCGGCAUCGUCCUGGGCAUCGUCGUGUUCGCGGGACUCGUCGGCACUGUAAGUUUUGUGCUGUAUCGCCGGCGGUAUAUCAACAAGCCUCAGACACUUAACGACAAGUGCAGUAAUCCAGACUCAAGUGGUUACAUAGACGACAGCACGUUACGGGAAAAUUCUGAAGAAAUGUACAGUCUUGACAAUGAUUCGUUUUUAAAUAGUCUGGAAGCUAUGACGAUCCAAAACUACUGGACAGAUACUGUGAAGCACACUAAACUUUGAGAUGUAACUUAGCUAAAUAUUCCUGUGGAGAAAGUUACCUUAAAAAUGUGUUGCUUGCUACAAGAUUUUUCUUUUUGAAAUUAACUUGAAGCAUGGAAGUCUACUGGCAUACCUUCCCCUCCCCCAUCUAAUCCCUCAAUAUUCAUUUCCUUACUGUCCAUUUAAAUAGGUAUUUAUUUCCCCUUCAUCAUAUCUCUCAAAUUCUAACUUUUUUCUCCUUUCUAUUUAGAAAUUAAUUAGAUUUUUGUAUUCUGACCAAUGAAAUUUCCGUAGCUCAGCUCACACUGUAGGCAUAAAAAUAUUUUGGACUAUGCAGAGUUCAGUAAUAUCUAUAUCCUCUCUCAUCCAUAUUGGAUCAGAGAUCACAGAAAUUAGUGAGAAAAAAAUUGAAAAGUAGAGCAUAAUCUGCAGAGUUAAUUUGUGAAGUGACAAUGUUUAAUAACCUGCACUUUUAUGAAUUCAAUUUGAUCAUUCCUUAUUUUAUGCAAAUAGAAAUGUAUUUUUGUAGGUCUAGCAAACUACGAGUCAAAUUGACUUUGUUUUAAACUGAGGGAGCUAUAGUUAUGAGAUUGUUAUUCCAUGGUCUCAGUGCUUGGAUUGGGAUAUAUUUUGUACUAAUUGAUUUCAGGCCCUAACUAAAGAUUAACUAUUAUUUCUAGAUUUAUGAAAACCUGUGAAGGCCUCAACUACAAAUUGCAAAGAAGCAUGAUAAGAAAACCAUUUUAGAUAAACCAGAAACAAAAUUAGCAUGGACCUAAUAUUAGUGUAGAGAAAGCUCUCCAAAAGUGCAAUGGAAUCCCCAUCACACUAUAUACGUACUGUAUUACACACUAAUUGUUUGUUUCACUUAAAAUUUAAAGGUUGUUUGGUUGUGAGGUGUAGCGUCUGUGUUUGUGUGAGAUGAUAUUAUGAUGGGAGCUUUGCAUUUUAUUCCCUGAUGAUUUGUGUGUAUGGUUCCAGGUGAUUAACCAUGAGGGACCCUCUUCACUCGUGUUUUGUGAUAUUUUUAGUUUGUGUUUAUUUUUAAGCUGGGCCAUUUUUAAGUAAGAAAAGUAAUAUCCCUCCAUACUUAUCCACAGCUGUUCAAGGAUUGAGAUUGGGUCCACUAGGCAGAUAGGCUCAUAACAAUGUACAUGCAUAUUGUUUCUCAUUCAUCCUAGUCCUCCAUUCACUUAUUUCUUUUUUAUUUUACUAGAUAUAUCUUUUAUAGUCUGUAUUACACAUCAAUUGAUUCCAUUGUUAAUUGAAUCGAGAGUAUCAAUAUUGUGUCCUUGAUUUGGUCUUGUGUAAAUGACUGCCCAAAAUGAUUGUACCUGCCUUUUACUAUCACUUUAAUUAAUUGGUAUGCUAUUUCUAAUUAUCAAGGUGCCUGUCAAUCUAUCCCAAUCAAGGAGCCUACAGCUAAAACAGUAGCUUUAAGUGCAAAUCAUAAUUUAGAUAAUUUACAAAUUCAUGUCACAUAUCACCAGCUGCUGAACCGAUUAGAUUAAGAUGAUGUUUUCCCGAAGUAUUACCAUUAUUUCUGUAUUAAGAGUAUCCUCCGAGCUUAAUUGCUUUGUUGACAUUUUUUUUAUGGCGUACUUUACUUUUUCUAAGUCAAAAUUAGUGCUUUUCCAAAAUGUGCAAAGUAAAUUUUAAGAACGAUGCACCUUUUAGUGCAGAAAAAUAUGUAGCAUGAAACAGACAAUUGGAUUUCAUUUUUACAGUAUCAGAAUUGCACUCUUACUUUAUGUACAUUAGUUCUUCACACUCAAUAACUGUGAUAUGACAGCAAUGAGAUCCCUCCCUCCCCCUCCCAAAUUGUUUGCGUUGUAGAGCAGUGAUCUUGCAUUACAAUGCAAUUUUAUUUAUUUUACCGUGUAAGAUAGUUGAUUUUAUAUUACCAUAAAUUUUUAUUUGCUUGUAUUUAUUUACAUGUUCAGUUUGAAAAAUCAAGCUAUCUGUAAGAAAUAGGAUGCUAUCAAAACAGAAUUUUUGUAUAGUUUGAUUUGGGAAGUUUAUACUGUAUCUUGCAAUGAGAUUCCCUGAAAAUAGUGUACGUGCGUAAAGUCACCACCUUUAAGAAUUCUCAACAUAAAACUCAAUAAUUGUGUGUUGAUGCUUUACACUGCUGUGAUUGUUUGUUUAAGUUUUGUUCUAUUGUUACGUUUCUCAAAGAGCGAUGUUGUCCACGUUCAAAAUCCAAGAAAAUAAAUGUACCAUUAAAAUUGCAAUUUCAGUAAUUUAAAAUUUAUUUUGAUACAGA
This is a messenger RNA of Frankliniella occidentalis (western flower thrips), 3899 nucleotides long. Its product is annotated as mucin-5AC. Bases 227 to 1654 code for a protein of 475 amino acids. The transcript is spliced from 6 exons. The record is from RefSeq and is a predicted model, not a curated record. Lineage: Eukaryota; Metazoa; Arthropoda; Insecta; Thysanoptera; Thripidae.